AUGCUCCCCAAUGAAUGUUCUCAAUUGGUAACAACACUGUGGGCAGGCGGGCCGGGUGCAAAGGAUGCCAAGGAAAAGAUUGAGGCGUGCCAAACCUCGGAGGAUGGAUGGGGGCUAGCCGUAGACUGUUUAAGGAGCGACUUCACCCACCUAAAUUUCUUCGGAAGUCAACUUUUAUCGUCAAAGGUCAAACAAGACCACCCAGGGUGCCCUCCCUUGCACUUCUUACUCUCUACCACCUUGGAGUGCUACCGUGGACUCAUCGCUCGCCCACGCCUACUUCAAUCCCGUCCUGUGGACGACGAUACCAAUCGGAGAAAGGCCGACUACGAAGCGUAUGGGCAAUUAGCCAAAAGCCGGGUCCUCUCUCUCAUCCCCCUCAUUUUCGACGUUGCCGUGGAUCUUACUCCUCUUUGUGAAGUGAUCUCCUUUUCCUCCCGCCUCCCGACUGCACCCAGUGGCGCUGCCACCCAUGGCACCGGCACCCAUGGCGCUGCUACCCAAGGGGGCGACGAAGAAUGGGAUUUAUACGAAGCCGGACUUUUUGAGGGGCUGAGCGAAGUACCUCCUGUGUUGGCCAAACGGGAGUCCAUGUCUUAUAAUGCAAAUAUUUGGCAGUCCGCGUUUGUCCUUCCAUAUACGCGUACUGUGGAUAAUUUAUUGUGUUCAGGAUUGAAGAAGUUCGGCAAGCGUAUCGUGGACCUAUCAACCACACAGGACGUGCGCUUCUACGAUCGUCUUUUGUUAGAUUUGCGAUCUGUUGCGAAGGCAGUUGCGUAUCACAUGGAUUUGUUAGGCGAGCUGCCGAAGACUGGGCAAGUUCUGAAGCAGGUUCUGGCGCUGCUUCAGCAACUGUAUAUGUCUCUGAACCAGCGACAGCAGGUCGACAUUUUGGCGUUGGGCCUCGCGGCGUUGAUCCACAGAGUGCUUGCAGUGUCGGUGCCAGGACUGCUGAAGCCGGACCCGAUCGUUAGUUUACGUUCGACAGAGAUCGCGACUCUUUUCCGAGCGGCUAUCGGCACGUUAUUGCAAGUUCUGCAGCGGCUGGACAACAGCCCGGACUUGGGUGGAGACUGGGACGCGAAGAUCGUGGAGGAUGCCGUCGACGAGAUGGUGGCUUGCUGCUCGGAGACACUCUCGUUGCCGGCUGGGAACGAGGAGAUGUCAGAUAUUUUUAGUCCCAUGGCGGGAGAGAUCUUGUUGUUUCUACAGAAGGCGUCGCUGACUCCCUGUCAUAGGAUUUUCGUAAGCGUCACAGAGGCGUUUUCGGCCCUCUCGGAGGGACUCAAGAGCGCUCGGGACGAAGGCGCGGAGUCGGUCUUGGUGGAGCGUUUGGAGGAGGGAUUGGCCCGGACGCUGAUGGCUACCUGGCUGCAGAGCCUGUUGCAGGUCGUGGAAUGCGAAGAAGACGCCGACGACGAGUACAUCAACGCGUUGUGCGACGGCAGCAUGGACGGAUUCAUGCUGCUGCUCCCGCUGUACAUCAACAACCCGGAAGCGCUCCACUUCAUUCUCGAGACUCCGUACGAAUUCACGCGUCUCAGCCAGCAGGAGAACGCGCAGCUGGGCGCGACGCACCUGGUCGGGGCGAAUCUCCCCGGCUCAAACCGGCCGGUCGAAGGUUCAAAUUUGUUGGUUGGUGGCUCGAAGACGCAGCACGCUCGCCAGGUGUGCAUAGAUGCGUUUUGGACGGCGGUCGGUGAGACGUUGGUUAUUUUGGUGGACCGGAACGUGAACAACGUGCUGUUACGGCAAGUGAUGAACGGGAUUGUGGUGGCUGAGGUCGUGCCGGCGACGGUGAAAUUGCUCGAAACGGCGUCCAACUACCUGCGUCGGGAGACGUUGCGGAGCUUGUUGUUCGACAGCGCACCAGCGCCCGAUGCAGGGGUGCCGGGUCGGCCGCCGAGUCCGACGGGCCUGAGUGUGGCUACGGACGGCUCGACCACAGUGGGGACGCCGCGCGUGAACGUGACAACUGAGCCUGGCUUGUUCAGUCGUGUGAAGGCCUUGGCACUGCGUCGGAGCCACAUGCAGUUGGUGGAUGUAUUAUGCUUUAUUUUAAAGCGACUAGACGCGUCGGACUCGGACUUACUUGAAUUUGUGCGCCAGGCCAACGCGGAUGAAGAGCUGCGUGAUGCGGCGGCGAUUCCCUUUAUCGCACGCGCCACGGUGCUUUUGGAGGACUUGCCGACGCUGGAGUUCCGUAUUGGUAGGGCGUGUCGCGUCUUUGCGGAAGGUACUGACGUGGAGAGCAUCUUCAGGCAUUUACUGUUCGCGUUUGUGACUCUCCACUCCUGUCACUCGGAUGACGUGAACACGGACGCACGUUGCUCAGUUUCCUUCUGUUUCUCGAGCAACCGAUUCAUACAGGCACUGAUCGCUGUCGCGAUCAAGAGCAACUUGUUGCUCACCCCUCUCGAAUGCCACCAGCUGCAAAAGCGAGGUGGAGAACAGUACUGCCGAACACCCUCCACAGUUUAUGACGAAGUCCUCAAAAAUCAGGAACUCUCACCCGCCAAAUUUACAAGACUUGUGUAUCACACACUCCGUUGGGUUACCGUCAUGGUACUGCCGGAUACAGACGACGAAACGCUACUCAACUGCCUCCUGCAACUUAACGCCCAAAGUAGCAAAGCCAUGUUCGUUGAACCCGGCUUCAUGGCCGUGCUAGAGAACCUAGUCAAACAGUCCAGACAACGACGCAUUCUAGAUACGUUAAUGACCAUACACCCGUUACCAGGCAGCCCCCUGUGUGAACUCACCCUCUUCGACAACCUCACCCUAAUAGACGAAGAACCCUUCGUAUACCUCAUUCGAUCUGCGCUCUACUGCAUCAAUGCUUACGCCAACAGCAUCGGACGUCCAGGCUUUCCCGCCUUCCUCGAAGCCAGACCCGAAUUCCCCACCAUUCAAAAUGCCGUCCUAAACAUUCUAGCACACUCCACCAACGGACCGCUUCUUCGAGAAGCAUGCAACCUCGCUAGAUUCCUCAGAAAUGAGAAAGACCAAAUCCUACGGACCAUCUUGGCCAGAUUCACCUUAUGGCCCAACUCCUUCAUCAUCUACGGAGUUGCGGUUGUAAAGGCAUUCAUCUACGAAGCCAACAACGAGUCGCUUAUCAAUGACUUUGUGCGGAUCCUGAUGGCGCCUCUACUAGCAAACCCUCUCGUUCAGUCUGGGGUGGUUAUUGGCUCUCACGAGCUCGUUCUACGUGCAUACAAAUCAGUGCGAGGCAAAUUGCUUGAUGGCUUGUUCGGGGACAUCUGGAGAAUCGACAAUAAGGAGCUGCUCCCCACAGAUCUGCUUCGAAAUUGCGAGUCGGCCCUGGAAAGGUACCACGGCCCCGUUUCUGAACCCCUAUAUAUGACUCUGGACGACCUCUAG
Messenger RNA from Gregarina niphandrodes, 3384 nucleotides. RefSeq lists its product as hypothetical. The record is from RefSeq and is a predicted model, not a curated record. The transcript has 2 exons. The coding region runs from base 1 to 3384 and encodes 1127 amino acids. NCBI's taxonomy places the organism in Eukaryota, Apicomplexa, Conoidasida, Eugregarinorida, Gregarinidae.